Bombina bombina (fire-bellied toad) is the source of this 2642-nucleotide messenger RNA. RefSeq names its product gastrula zinc finger protein XlCGF57.1-like. Bases 124 to 1581 code for a protein of 485 amino acids. Gene Ontology annotation, biological process: regulation of transcription by RNA polymerase II. The transcript has 3 exons. The record is from RefSeq and is a predicted model, not a curated record. NCBI's taxonomy places the organism in Eukaryota, Metazoa, Chordata, Amphibia, Anura, Bombinatoridae. Gene Ontology annotation, molecular function: RNA polymerase II cis-regulatory region sequence-specific DNA binding; DNA-binding transcription factor activity.
CUUACUUCCUGUACAGCUGCAGCUGGACACAGCCAGAGCACUGAGAGAUAUCAGGUAUUGAUGUAACUGGAGUGAAUAAGGGAACCUUCUUCCUGAGCACAGACAUUGGAGCCUGUUAUCAGCAUGAACUCAUAUGUGUUAGACAAUCACUUGAAUAGUUCAUACCCAUCCUUCACUACAGAAAGCAUCAGAAUGAUACCACAGACUCCAAAAGUCUUAGACACCAAUGACUAUUCACAAACAUUGGGGAUAUCAAAACAGAUAUUUAAAGGAGAUGGAAAAUUGGCAGGAACCGGGCAGCAAUCAUUAUGUACAGAGAGUAAUUUAGUCAUCAAACAAGAGGACAACAUUUAUGACUUAUCUAGUGAAAUGAUUAUCCCAGAGUAUAAACCACACAAAUUUACUGAGUUUUCAAAACAUUUAAAAGAAGGGGAAAGUCUUAAGUCUAGCCAAAUGAUUCAUAGAAAUAAGAAACCUUUCAAAUGUACAGAAUGUGAGAAAAGAUUCACAUGCAAUUUGCAUCUCCUUGAACACCACACAGUUCACACAGUUGUGAAACCUCACAUGUGUACAGAAUGUGGGAGAUGUUUCACAUCUAAAGGAAGCCUUAAGUGUCACAAAAAGACCCACACAGGGGAGAAACCUUUCACAUGUAAUGAGUGUGGGAGAUGUUUUACAUCCAAGGGAAGUCUCAUAUCUCAUGAAAAAACCCACACAGGGGAGAAACCUUUCACGUGUACAGAGUGUGGAAGAGGAUUUGCACAACUAAAUAGUCUGAAAACUCAUGAAAGGAUUCAUACAGGAAAAAAGCCUUUCACAUGUACAGAGUGUGGAAAAUGUUUUACACAAAUGAGUAAUCUGAAAAGUCAUGAAAGGAUUCACACAGGAGAAAAACCUUUUACAUGUACAGAGUGUGGAAAAAGUUUUACACUUAAGAGUAAUCUGAAAACUCAUGAAAUGAUUCAUACAGGAGAAAAGCCUUUCACGUGUACAGAGUGUGGAAAAGGUUUUACACAAAUACAUUAUCUAAAAACUCAUGAAAGGAUUCACACAGGAGAAAAGCCUUUUACAUGUACAAAGUGUGGAAAAAGUUUUACACAUAAGAGUUAUCUGAAAACUCAUGUAAGAUUUCACACAGGGGAAAAGCCUUUCACAUGUACAGAGUGUGGACAAGGUUUUACACAAAUAAAUGAUCUAAAAACUCAUGAAAGGAUUCACACAGGAGAAAAGCCUUUCACAUGUACAGAGUGUGGGAAAUGUUUUACACAAAUAAAUAGUCUGAAAACUCAUGAAAGGAGUCACACAGGAGAAAAGCCUUUCACAUGUACAGAGUGUGGAAAAGGUUUUAAACAAAUACAUUAUCUAAAAACUCAUGAAAGGAUUCACACAGAGGAAAAACCUUUCACAUGCACAGAGUGUGGAAAAUGUUUUACACAAAAGAGUAAUCUGAGAGAUCAUGAAAGGAGUCACACAGGGGAAAAGCCUUUCACAUGUACAGAGUGUGGGAAAUGUUUUACACAAAAGCGUAAUCUGAGAGAACAUGAAAGGAGUCACAAGGGAAGAAACCUUUCACAUGUUUAGAAAGUGGAAAAUAAGGUUUUUAUAUACACAGUGUACAAACCUUUUUACAAUUAUCUUAAAGAGGACAAACUCUCUAAAUAGAAGCAUCAAAAAGGAUCCUAUUGUAAAUAAUACUUCUAAAUCCCAGUUAUAAAAGCCCCAGAUUGGAAGUGCUCUCCUGCUGUCCUUUGUUCCUCUAUAUAUGUGCACCUCAGUUUCUCUCAUAUCAAUGGGAUAGAAUCCAAACACCACACAGGAAUAUACAGAUCUGUCCUCAUUUUGACCAGUUUACACAACCAUUCACCACCAAAGCACCCCCAGUGUUGUUUAUUAAUAUGCCAGUGUUAGGAGUUGUACGUUUGAUUUACAUAGGGGAGGAAAUAAUUACAUUUACAGAAUAAAAGAGUCUUUAUAUGAAUAGAGUGUUAGAGAAUUCUAUAAACAAGAACAUCAGUCUCAAAUGAUUGACAUCUGGGAGAUAUAUUUAAUGUGCACAUAAUGUGGAUAAACCUUUUCUUAUAGCAAUAGAUGCUUAGCAUUGUACAUGUUAUAUACCAGAGGAAUUACUGAGGGGGAACUGAUUUUAUUUCAUGAGACACAAUAUUAGUAACCGGUACAUACGUGAUCAUAAUCAGUUUAAUUUAAAUGGCUACUAUAACCUACAUGUAUACUGGGUAUGUAAUAUGUGUGUCAUGUGAUCAUAAUCAGUUUAAUUUAAAUGGCUACUAUAACCUACAUGUAUACUGGGUAUGUAAUAUGUGUGUCAUGUUAUCAUAAUCAGUUUAAUUUAAAUGGCUACUAUAACCUACAUGUAUACUGGGUAUGUAAUAUGUGUGUCAUGUUCUGUAACUUGAUAUUAUGUCUGUUAGAUGUUUUCAUGUUAGUUAGAAGCCACAAGAACUGAUAAUAGCACAUACUGUAUAUAUAAAGGGAACAUUAUAUGUCUGAUAAAUCCCUUUGUAUCAAGAGCACAAGUGUUAGGUAUAUUUAUACCAUUGUGUGCAUAUAUCAUGUAAUGUUGCUUUUUACUAUAUAAUGAUAUACAAUGUUUUUUCAUGCAAAUAAAAAGUGAUUGUAAUCCA